AUGGCGUAUGUCUUCAGGGCCAAGAAGUCGGUGGCGGCCGUGCCCUCCAGUCGCCGUUUGGCUUGGCUCCAGGCGCGUGAUGCCGAAGAGCGGUCGGAGUGGGAGCCGCCCGGGUCUUCGGGGUCAGGUGAUGACCGGUUUAUGCAGGAGAAACUGCCCAGGCCAGUCAUGGCCGAUCUUAUGGCAGGUCCCAACGUCCCACUUUCAAAGGCCUUCUUGUCGUGUGUCUGGGUCCGUUCCACGAUCUCUCUCAUCCUCUUCGUCAACAAUCUUUAUCGGCGCAGCUGGAGGGUGUGCUUCAUUGCAGCUGCGUUGGACUGCUCUACCAGCUUGGGAGGGCAGUGCCUACCCCUCUGCGGUCCGAGGAUCGCUGUCGACAACCAGGCCUGCGAGUUUGUCCUCGAGGAGAUCGCCAAGCUGGAAGCAAGAGGAGAUCUCUUCAUGGCCUCCGCUCAAUUGUCAUCACACCCGUGCGGCUUACGAGUGGACCCCUUCAAGAGGAAUGGCGCCAUGGUUUACGCAAGCAAGGAAGAGGCCGAAUACACUGCCCCUUUCGCAUUUUCCAUCGCGGUGGCUGCUUCCUGGUGGGCAGUGAGGCGCACGGUCCGCGACGUUUUGGCUGAAUUCGGCGUUUUGCCGGAGGACUUCGUCUAUGUUGGCCAAGGGCGCCACAGCCACCGCGUCCCAACUACAAUCUGGAAGUCGCCCAAAGUGCCAGGCCAUUCCUGCAAGCCAUCCGAAUGGUUACCCUCUUAUGUGCAACGCAUCAAGUCAACUUUGUCCUCUCGCCUUGCUGAACUUGGGCGGACAUUGGUCUGCGACUGCCCUUUGGAGCAGAUGUGCAAGGCCGACGUCCUGGCAGGGUUGAUCUGUGCGGAGGGGCCGCCGCAAGUAAGCUCAGGGGACGGCCGUGGGCGGAUGGCUGCCAACCUAGCAACCAGGUCGGACGCAGAGUUCACCGGGUUCAUGUCUCAAGAGAGCUUGGUCCUUCGGUUUCGCAAGCUGUUUCCGGCUCAGUGGUUCCAUGACUUCAAAUUUCCGAUGGUUGAGGACCUCGGAUGCGCGAUCAGGACAGGAAAGACGGCGGCCAGCGAGCGUCAUUACCACCUCUACAUCCUCGUCAGACGCACGUGGCGAGUCCAGCAGGUCUUGGACAUGGGUUUUGCCGCCAAGCUUGCUGCCUUUUCACUCUUACCCAGCUUUUACCGCCUCUUACGAUCUUGGCUGGUGUGA
Molecule: messenger RNA, 1233 nt
Organism: Symbiodinium natans
Lineage: Eukaryota; Dinophyceae; Suessiales; Symbiodiniaceae
Source: the annotation of a GenBank genome assembly